Messenger RNA from Caenorhabditis angaria, 366 nucleotides. NCBI's taxonomy places the organism in Eukaryota, Metazoa, Nematoda, Chromadorea, Rhabditida, Rhabditidae. The record is from the annotation of a GenBank genome assembly.
AUGGACCCAAAAGACCGAAAAAUAGGAAGAGAAAGAUUAUUUGCUUUCCGACACGCUGCCAAACUUGGACUUCGCGAUGAGAUGAAAUCACUUCUCGAUCCAUUUUUCAUAGUUCACAAGGGUGGUAGCGAACUCAAAGAUGAAGAAGCUAUCGAUUUUCUCAUGGAAAACACAAAACGAUUCAAAUUGGUGUUUGCUAGCCCGAAUGGUGCGACAGAUGUGGAGAUUGUUGUGAAAAAUGUUAAAAUGAUUUUUGAUUUUGAUGAUGAGGGAGAGCAAAAGUUGAGAGCUGUUUAUGUUGAGGACGAAUAUUAUGUAGAUGGUACUGUGAAUGAAGCUGAAGAGGAAGAAGAAGAAGACGAAUAA